AUGAGGACCCUGACGCACGUGGAGACGGGUGCCACGUUCAACUUGAUUACGCACUCCAACGGCAAAUCGACGCGGCGACCCACACCUGGUGACAUUAUCGUUUACCCCUACCACGCCAUGUUGCUUCCAUGGCCUCAUAUUGGCGUAAUUUCGUAUGUAGACAAUAAACAAGUGGGUAUUGCUGAACAAAAUCACACCUUUUCCUUGUUCAUCUCCCUGGACCCAGGCUACCUCGACGGAGAGCGCUGUGUGACUCUCUAUGUGGAUCUUGAGACGAUAGCCGACGGCAGCUGGAUGCUGAAGGAACGUGAAGAGGAUAUUUUGGACUGUCUUGGCUGGAUGUUCUACCCCACCGCUCCUCAUCGGGAAGCAAUUCAUCAAUCACUGAACAUUUUACCUGAGCAACGAAGUGUGCAGGCAACACCAGUGGACACAGAGGACCACCCUUAUGUGUGGAGCCUCACGCUGUAG
Messenger RNA from Trypanosoma rangeli, 471 nucleotides. RefSeq names its product trypanothione synthetase-like protein. The transcript has a single exon. The record is from RefSeq and is a predicted model, not a curated record. Bases 1 to 471 code for a protein of 156 amino acids. NCBI's taxonomy places the organism in Eukaryota, Euglenozoa, Kinetoplastea, Trypanosomatida, Trypanosomatidae.